AUGUCGUCUGCAGUGGCUGCCAACGUCACCGCUGCUGGUCAGCGCGCUGGCAAGAAGACCACCCCUUCCACCACCGACAAGGCCGCCAAGGUCGAGAAUGUGCGAUACUCGCACCGCAAGGCAGCUGCCUACGACGAGAAGGAGAUUCCCACCUUUGAGGUGCCCAAUCUGACCGUCAAGGACCUGCUCUCCGCCAUCCCCGCCCACUGCUUUGAGCGCUCGGCCUUCAAGUCCUUCACCUAUGUCUUUGCCGACUUUGCCAUGAUCGCUGCUCUCGGCUUUGCCGCCUCCUGCAUUGACCCCACCGUGGCAACCAGCUUCUCGGGUCUCAAGUCCAACGCUCUCUCCCCCUACAUCUCCCUCGGCAUCCAGCAGGCUGUCGCUCGCUUCGCCGCCUGGUCCGUCUACUGGAUCCUCCAGGGUAUGGUCUUCACCGGCGUCUGGGUCAUUGCCCACGAGUGCGGCCACCAGAGCUUCAGCACCAGCAAGACGCUCAACAACGCCGUCGGCUGGGUGCUCCACUCGGCUCUCCUCGUGCCCUACCACUCGUGGCGCAUCUCGCACGCCCGUCACCACGCCGCCACCGGCCACCUCACCCGUGACGAGGUCUUUGUUCCCCGCACCCGAUCUCAGCGCAACCGCCUUCCUCUGCAGCCCGCCCCCAAGUCGGGCGACGACUCGAACGACGAGGACGCUGUUGAGAAGGAGGUCGGUGCCGUCAACGUUGACGAGACCUGGGGCGAGUGGCUCGCCGAGGUUCUCGAGGAUGCUCCGCUCUACAACCUCACCUACAUCUUCGUUCAGCAGCUCCUCGGCUGGCCCCUCUACCUCCUCAGGAACGCCUCCGGUCAGCUCCACUACCCCAAGUACACCAACCACUUCAACCCCGACGCCAUCAUCUUUGAUCAGCGUCACCGCUCGCAGAUCAUCGUCUCGGACAUUGGCAUCGCUGCUACUCUUAGCGCGCUCACUGCCUGGGGCAUGCUUUCCAAGGGCGGUUUCUCCGACGUCUUCCGCUACUACGUUAUCCCCUACUUCUUCUGCAACCACUGGCUCGUCAUGAUCACCUACCUCCAGCACACCGACCCCGCCCUCCCCCACUACAAGGCCGAGGCCUGGACCUUCCCUCGUGGCGCCCUCUGCACCAUUGACCGCAACUGGCUCGGCCCCGUCGGUCCCUACCUCUUCCACGGCAUCUCCGAGACCCACGUGCUCCACCACGUCUCGAGCAAGAUCCCCCACUACAACGCCUGGGAGGCCACCGAGGCGCUCAAGGCCCGUCUCGGCAACCACUACGUCAAGAGCACCGAGAACGUCUUUGUUUCGCUCUGGAAGAGCAUCAACACCUGCAAGUUCGUCGACGAGAACGACCAGGUCGCCUUCUACCGCACCGUCGAUGGCGUUCCCCACCGCAUCGUCUCGCCCGACAGCACCUACGCUUCGGACUCUGGCAUCGCCAUGUCCGAGUGA
Moesziomyces antarcticus is the source of this 1470-nucleotide messenger RNA. Its product is annotated as delta-12 fatty acid desaturase. The record is from RefSeq and is a predicted model, not a curated record. The transcript has a single exon. Bases 1 to 1470 code for a protein of 489 amino acids. Lineage: Eukaryota; Fungi; Basidiomycota; Ustilaginomycetes; Ustilaginales; Ustilaginaceae. Gene Ontology annotation, biological process: lipid metabolic process. Gene Ontology annotation, molecular function: oxidoreductase activity.